GGUGCGCGUUCUGCUCCUGCCUCGUCGAUCUUCUUAUGUCAGAUACUGUGUCAGGCCGUCGAGGAAACAACAAAAUGGCAGCCGCCGCGGCCCAGGCAGUCCCCGAGUUCAAACUUAUCCUCGUCGGCGAUGGGGGUGUCGGGAAAACAACUCUCGUGAAGAGACACUUGACAGGAGAGUUCGAGAAGAAGUACAUCCCCACUCUCGGUGUUGAAGUCCACCCUCUGAAGUUUCAGACCAACUUUGGCAUGAUCACCUUCAAUGUUUGGGAUACUGCCGGUCAAGAGAAGUUUGGAGGUCUCCGCGAUGGCUAUUACAUAAAGGGACAGUGUGCCAUCAUGAUGUUCGAUGUCACCGCGCGAAUCACGUACAAGAACAUUCCCAACUGGUACAGAGAUAUCACGAGGGUGUGCGAGAACAUCCCGAUUGUUCUUGUUGGUAACAAGGUUGAUGUCAAGGACCGCCAAGUGAAAGCCCGCCAGAUUCAGUUUCACAGGAAGAGGAAUCUUCAGUAUUAUGACAUCAGCGCUCGAUCCAACUACAACUUUGAAAAGCCUUUCCUGUGGCUGGCGCGGCGCCUGACAAACCAGCCAGCUCUCUCCUUUGUCGGUGAGCACGCGAAAGCUCCUGAAAUCCAGAUUGAUCCGAAUCUCGUACAGGAAGCGGAGAGAGAGCUGCAAGCUGCCGUGAGCACUGCCAUUGAUGACGAUGAUGAGGACCUGUGAAGGAACUAUUGGAUUCAGUACUGGUGUAUAUCUUCUGCCAUCUUGUAUUCAUGCCCCGACCGUGCACGAGUCUCGUGUGGUGCUAGGAUGUAUGAAAUCUAGUCUUAUUCGAGUUCUUUCAGUCUGGUUCUCUGACAGACGUGUCCUCUCUUACAAUAUACAUCAGUAUUGGUUCGUUUGUGCGGUUUUGCUGGGCCGCGAGCUACCAGUCAAAAAGGAUACUGCGCAGCCGAGUUUCGUCAACUGUCAAACUGUCACUGCAGCGACCUCCCUGUGAAAAGAGUCGUUUUCCUAAGCAAC
This is a messenger RNA of Toxoplasma gondii ME49, 1025 nucleotides long. RefSeq names its product GTP-binding nuclear protein ran/tc4. Gene Ontology annotation, biological process: ribosomal subunit export from nucleus; protein import into nucleus. Gene Ontology annotation, molecular function: GTP binding; GTPase activity. Gene Ontology annotation, cellular component: cytoplasm; nucleus. The transcript has 6 exons. The record is from RefSeq and is a predicted model, not a curated record. Lineage: Eukaryota; Apicomplexa; Conoidasida; Eucoccidiorida; Sarcocystidae. Bases 36 to 725 code for a protein of 229 amino acids.